AGCUGCCAUAUUGUGCGGUAAGUUACCCAACUGCAACACCUCAGUGAUAUUGACUCGACUGAAACAUGAUGCAAGUCAUCAUGAUUGCUCGGUUGCAUGCCAUGUAUCAGAGAUCUAGAACGAUGCUUAUUUUCCUUGUUAUUAUUUUCCUGGCUGUAAACAUCACCUGUGGAGUAAUCGCGGCAAUAGUACUCGAGCAACUCGUAGGGGAGGAGUUCAUACUCUCUGGCACGUAUAUGUGCGAUUUUGGAUAUCGGGAGGAUCUCAACUCAGAGCUUCUGAUUUCAAUGAUUUGGGUGCUCAACACUGUUUGGGAGGUCCUAGCACUGUGCCUUUCAGUCUGGAUUGUUGUAAAACAUUUCCGUGACCUGCGACGACUCAGCCCAUCGACAGGACUGGCCAUCGGGGAGUGUUUCAGAGUGCUGAUAAAAUCUCACGUGCUUUAUUUUGCGAGCUUUGUUUGUGUCUCUUGCCUCGAACUUUUGGUUCUCUCUCCAGAGAUCUCGACUAUGGGAGCUGAUAUACUCAUCGAUGCUCUUCAAAUUUUUUUGGCCGUGCAGAUGUUUGUGCUGGGACCACGCCUCAUCCUUAGUGUUCGAGAAUAUCAUGCUAAGCUCGUAGCCAACUCCGACGCAGAGACUAGCAUGAAUUCGAUUGUCUUCCAGGACCGUGCACAUGUACCAACUAGCAGUACUGUGUAG
Suillus plorans is the source of this 701-nucleotide messenger RNA. RefSeq lists its product as uncharacterized. Lineage: Eukaryota; Fungi; Basidiomycota; Agaricomycetes; Boletales; Suillaceae. The transcript is spliced from 4 exons. The record is from RefSeq and is a predicted model, not a curated record. Bases 66 to 701 code for a protein of 211 amino acids.